Molecule: messenger RNA, 1692 nt
Organism: Pseudogymnoascus destructans
Lineage: Eukaryota; Fungi; Ascomycota; Leotiomycetes; Thelebolales; Thelebolaceae
Exons: 2
Coding region: 397-1692 (431 amino acids)
Biological process (GO): N-acylethanolamine metabolic process; N-acylphosphatidylethanolamine metabolic process
Cellular component (GO): cytoplasm; membrane-bounded organelle
Molecular function (GO): N-acylphosphatidylethanolamine-specific phospholipase D activity; zinc ion binding
Source: RefSeq, a predicted model, not a curated record
AGGCUAUAUAAGCUUAAUUAGUUCAAGCUAGAAGGAUAGCUCAUGUCUUAUAAAAAAUAUCCCAAGAGACGACAUGAGAAGGAACGAUAUGAGAAGGAACGUAAACAAAACAAACAUACUUUGGGCAACGUGGCGGCCCCAGGAACGGAUUUAACGUUAAUUCCUUAUCUCCUCUUUUCUCUCAUAUUUACCCUCCAGUCAUCCUCCAGCUCUCCAACAGGAAAGAUCUCAGGUAAGAUCCGACCCGACCCUACGGACUUACGACCUACAUACGUACAUACCCCAGCCUCGUCGCCUGCAUCUGCCUACAAGUACCUUUUAUAGCCUCGUCGUCUGCAUUUUAUAUAUAGUCCCUCCCCCAAAUUCUCAUAUUCACCUCCACCUCCACCUCCCCCCAUGCGUCGUCUCCUCCGCACCCUCUUCCACCUCCGCCGCCCAACCCCCGCAACAAUGACAGCAGCAUCCUCCGGUACCCUCGCCGGCGUCGCCUUAGCCACCUACACCGUCUCCGCCUCCGUCCCCAUCCAAGCCGCCGACGCGCCCACCGACGCGAAGAACAAAACCCACCACAACAAGAGCGGCAACGGCUUCAUAAACCCCUGGGAGAGCUGGAAGCCUCUUGCCCCCCUCCAAAUAGUCUCUAACAUCCUCUGGCGCCGCAUCUCCGGCAUAGCCAACAACCCCGUCCUCACGUCCCCCCUCACCGUGCAAACCCCCACCUUCCUCCCCUCCCGCACUGCCUCCACCGCUCUCCGCGCAACCUGGCUCGGCCACGCAUGCAUGUACCUCGAGUUCCCCUCCGGGCUCCGCGUCCUCCUCGACCCCGUCUUCGAGGAGCGCUGCUCCCCCGCCGGCUUCCCCGGUCCAAAACGGUACACGCCCACCCCCUGCGGCCUGGGCGACCUUCCGGUCGUCGACAUCGUCGUGAUCAGCCACUCGCACUACGACCACCUUUCGUACCCCUCCGUGAUGGAGCUCGCGAAGCUACAUCCCAAGGCGCUGUUCGCGGUGCCGCUAGGCUUGGAAUCGUGGUUUAGGGAUGCGGGGAUCCAGAGCGUGGUUGAGAUGGAUUGGUGGCAGGAAAUCGAUAUCACCCUCUCGCCUAACGCUGCGGAAGGGGUGAAGUGGGAAGUCACCGCUGCUGCUGCUGCGGGCACCCCGGCGGCGCAGAGUCCAGGGGGUCCGAUCACAGCGCGCAUCUCGUGUCUACCGUGCCAGCAUACGAGCGCGCGCACGCCGUUUGAUCAGGCGCGCACGCUGUGGGCGUCGUGGGCGAUUAAGUCGGGUGGGAAGUCUGUGUGGUUCGGUGGGGACACUGGGUACCGUACAGUCCCCAUGCUUCUCCCCACCGUGGACGACUAUAGCGCGCCGUACGCGGAUCUGCCGCGUUGUCCUGCAUUUAAGGAUAUUGGGAAGCUGAGGGGACCGUUUGAUUUGGGGCUGAUUCCGAUUGGGGCAUAUGACCCGAGGUAUUUGUUUAGUAGUAUGCAUGCGGAUCCGGCGGAUGCGGUUGAGAUUAUGAAGGAUACGGGGUGUAAGAGGGCGUUGGGGGUGCAUUGGGGGACGUGGGUGUUGACGGAGGAGGAUGGGGGGGCGCCGCCGAAGAGGUUGAAGGAGGUGUUGAGGGGGAAGGGAAUGCCGGAGGUGGGGGUGUUCGAUAUUUCGGAUGUUGGGGAGAGUAAGGAGUAUUGA